This is a messenger RNA of Coregonus sp. 'balchen', 16019 nucleotides long. The record is from the annotation of a GenBank genome assembly. NCBI's taxonomy places the organism in Eukaryota, Metazoa, Chordata, Actinopteri, Salmoniformes, Salmonidae.
GUCAGACGCAGUGCAAGGCCGGGCCAGGGGAGGAAAACAAGGGCAGGGUCGCCCGGCCGGCCAGCAGCACUCUGCAGCACGCUCAGAGAGAGGGGGGUUGGGCGGGACAGUAAGAGGAAUGGCCAGAGAGUGUACGAAGAAGGGGAGAGCGGAUAUAGAGAGAGGAUUCGGGGUCAGAAGUGGACACGAAGGGAAGAGGAGAGAGUGAAGAUGAUUGAGAGGUGUGAAGUGGAUGCAGGAAAGGGAGCGGUUGGAAAUGUGAAUGUAUCUUGCUGUUCAGUGAGGUUAAACAGAGCAGUAUAGCCUAAACUUGGGACCAACAUUUCUAUUGUUGUCUAUGAACACAAUCCACACAAUUCAGCGUGUGCUUGUCCCUGUGCUGGGGGUUUAGUGACUGUACUGUACUGCACUGUGUGCUGUGCUGUACUAUUAGAGCAAGAGGAAUAGAGCAGGCAGCAGCAGCAGGAUGAACGCAGGAUGACCCAUUUCCCCCGAGGCUCUAAAUCACUACAUCAUCGUCAGUCUCUCCUCACACUGGAACAGAUGAGAUUUCCCUCCUAUCAAAUGCUAUGAAGGGAGACUCGAGUAGCUACUAGUGCUGAGCGAUUUCAGUGAAUUAUUAUUAAAAUAACUAAUUGACCAAGUCAGUUCAAUUAUUAGAAUGUGUAAGUUCAAUGUACAGUUUCUCUAGAGAUAAAUCAGAUCCAGCUUGAACUGUGUGGUGUAGUUGGGAGUUGUAGUUUCCAACAGGCCAAUAUUCUACAUAGUUUAGAGCAUAAAAUGUGAUAAUUAACUACAAUGACCAUAAUCCAUUGCACAUCUACUUGUCCAGUCUCUGGAUCUUUUAAUGCCUGCUACUGAAGAGACAAGAAUGCGAGAUCAUGAGGGGAUAUAGAGAGCAUCUGUUGCUUCGCGAGGUAUCUCGACCUGCAAAUACAUGAUCAAAGUGAUUGAUAGUUGGUAUUCAGCAGUCAUAAAAGUAUGCCUUAUUUACUUUGAAGAACUACAAUAUAGUGAUUUUGUCAGACAGCAUAGGCAGCAGCUCUAUAGAGAUGAGAUGAUGACUUGGAAUUAAAUAAUAGUCAUCAAAUAAUACAAAUGUAAUAUACACAACUGAAAUAUUUUAUUAAAGUAAUGUAAAUAAAUUAUUUAAUAAGUGAUAAGCACUAAUGGGCAGUCACUACCAUCAUGGGACUUGUAUUGUUUUAUUCUGUUAUAGCAGGGGUGUCAAACGUCCGGCCCGCGGGCCGGAUCAGGCCCGCAAACGGGUUUAAUCCGGCCCGCGAGAUGAUAAAAAAAAAAAAAAAAAUAUAUAUAUAUAUUAUACUAAUUUUGUAAAGUAUAAAAAUGCGCUGCAAUUUUUCAAUAAAAUAAACUGCUGUUCCAAUUGCGUCCACUGGAUGGCGCAAUAGCAAUUGUGUUAAGCAAGCAAACUGUUUAUACCGGGGCAGAGCAAGUAGGUCAAGCACGUGCAGCCAAUGAGCUACUUUGUUUUGCCCGCGAUAUUUAUUACGGCUUCUACUUUUAACAUUAUGUGCUUUGGCACCCUCAUUGCCCCAAUAUGUCUCUGUCAAAAAAGAGAAAAGUGGACGCAGAGUGUUCCAAGAAAAAUGGUCAUCCUAUUUAUUCACGGAAUUGAAUGGGAAAGCUGUAUGUUUGGUGUGUUCAGAGCAUGUUGCAGUGCUGAAAGAAUAUAACCUUCGUCGCCACUAUGUGAGUCUUCAUGCCGACAAAUAUGGCAACUUUCAAGGACAGCGGAGAUGAGAGAAGGUGAAUGAACUGUUGGCGGGUCUGAAGAAACAGCAGUCUGUGUUUACUCACAGCCGAGACAUCAGUGACGCUGCAGUGAAAGCUAGCUACCUCAUUGCUAAUGAAAUCGCAGUGGCUUCAAAACCAUUUAGUGAGGGUGAAUUUGUAAAAACAUGCAUGAUGAAGGCAGCGGAGAUUGUGUGCCCUGAAAAGCGGCAGGCUUUUGCAAAUAUCAGCCUGACAAGAAACACAGUUGCAGACAGGAUUUCCGAUCUUUCAGUGGAUUUGGACAGCCAGUUGAAGCAAAAAGUAAAGUCAUUUAUUGCGUUUUCGGUUGCAAUUGAUGAAAGCACGGACAUUACAGAUGUUGCACAACUGGCCAUUUUCAUCCGCGGAGUUGAUGACACAUUGACCGUCACCGAGGAGUUCGUGGAGUUGGUGCCGAUGACAGAUACAACGACAGCAGCUGAUAUUUUUACCGCACUCGUCGGCGCGCUGGACAGGGUCGGAGUGGACUGGUCCCGCACUGUCAGCCUGGCUACAGAUGGUGCGCCCUCAAUGAUCGGGAAAAAAGCAGGCGUUGUGACAAAGUUCAGAGAGAAAGUGCAAUCUGCAAAUGGAGGACGUGAUUUUUUGACUUUUCACUUUAUUUUGCACCAGGAGGCUUUGUGUUGCAAGUCAUUAAAGAUGGAUAACGUCAUGAAGGUGGUCAUCCAAACUGUUAAUUUCAUCCGAUCCAGAAGCCUCAGUUUGACAGCCUUCUCAGAGAGAAAGACCACAUCUAUGGCCUACCAUACCACACUGAGGUAAGAUGGUUAAGCCGAGGUGCUGUGCUGAGGCGUUUCUUUGAUUUACGAGAAGAAAUUGAACAGUUCAUGGAAGAAAAGGGCAAACCAGUGUUAGAAUUUCAUUCCGCAGAAUGGAUGCAGGACCUUGCAUUUAUGGUGGAUGUUACAGAGCACCUGAAUAACUUGAACAAACAGCUGCAAGGGCGCAACAAAGUUGUCACGCAGUAUUAUGACAGCAUACGUUCUUUCAAGUUGAAGCUGUCAUUGUGGGAGACGCAACUUGCCGGUGGUGAUGCAGCUCACUUCCUCUGUCUGAAAAAUGUGUGCGCGACCCAACAUGUGGCAGACAUGAAGCUGUUCAAAGAUAAAAUAACGGGACUGUUACGGGAGUUUGAGCAACGCUUUCAGAUUUAUGUUUAUAUGUUUUUAUGUUGAUGUGCUAUUGAUUUUAUUUUAUUUGUAUAUUUAACCUAUUCUUGACUCUGUGGUUCUUGCACUUGUUUGGGGAACAGGAUUUCAUUAUUUUUAUCUACAUUUCUGCCUGAGAAAUGACACCCUGAUAUAGUUCUGUGAUCUGUGAAACAGUUCUGUGAAUCACUGAGGCAUUGUGUGUUUGUGUGUUCUUUGUCCUCAGAACUUUCAAAUAACUUGAGGUGUUUUAUGAUUAAUAGUGAUGUUGUGCUUUUGGACACUGUCCUCAGGCUCCAGCUUUAUGUUUAUAUGUUUUUAUGUUGAUGUGCUAUUGUUUUUAAUUGAUUUUAUUUUAUUUGUAUAUUUAACCUAUUCUUGACUCUGUGGUUCUUGCACUUGUUUGGGGAACAGGAUUUCAUUAUUUUUAUCUACAUUUCUGCCUGAGAAAUGACACCCUGAUAUAGUUCUGUGAUCUGUGAAACAGUUCUGUUAAUCACUGAGGCAUUGUGUGUUUGUGUUCUUUUUCUUUAGAAUUUUCAAAUAAACUUGACGUGUUUUAUGAUUAAUAGUGAUGUUGUGCUUGUACUAUUUUAGACACACUGUCCUCAGGCUCCAGCUUUAUGUUGUAUGUUGAUCGUAUUAAAACAAAGAAAACAAUCUGAAGUUGUUGUUUUUAAGUUAUAUAUACCAUGAUUUUUCCGGUCCGGCCCACUUGGGAAUAGAUUUUCCUCCAUGUGGCCCCUGAGCUAAAAUGAGUUUGACACCCCUGUGUUAUAGCAUUCAACCCAGAUAAUCAAAACCGAAAUCGAAAACCUAUUUUUUUUAUUUUUAUAACUGAACCAACCUCAAAAAGCACUAAUCACUCAGCACUACUAGCUACCUCCAGCAUACUAUCUGAAAUUGCCUUUGCUAUUUUUAUUUUUUAAUUGAAAUAUGAAUAGAGGGAUUAUAGUAGUAGUUAGUGUAUGGAAUAAUCGUUUUAAUGGACUAACCAAUUGGAUGAGACGCCCAAAGAAGGGACCUUUUCUAAGUUCUAACAUAAUAGAGUUAGCCAUGUCAGUCUGGUUACAGUGCAUCUCUGUCUUGUCUACCCAGGUGCUGAUAUGCGCUGAGGAUGAGUGAAGUGGGAGACAACUCACUGGAGCCCAUGUGCUCCGAACAGAAACGCAAGAUCUCCACCUGUGAUACACCAGGCAUGGGGUGAGUCACUGUUGGAAGCUGUGUCUGUCUGUCUCCAUCUUCCUUUCUGUCGAUCUUUGUGUGUGACACUGCCUGUGUCCUUUUCACUCUAGCCUCUGUUAAAUUCCCUCUACUCGGCUUCAAUAUCUGUUUUUCCAUGUAGAAGAUUUCUGUGAUGUCAGCAUCUUGACUCCAGUAUACAGCAGGUCAUUAUGGAGGGAGAGGUGUGGUUGUCAUGGUGACAUAUCUGACCGUAUCUCCUAUUCCCCCCCACUCCCUGUCCCUGCAGAUGUGACAAGCGCAGGAGGGAGCAGGAGAGUAACUACAUGGAGGAGCUGGCCGAGCUGAUCUCUGCCAACCUCAGCAACAUGGACAGCUUCAACGUGAAGCCAGACAAAUGUGCCAUCCUCAAGGAGACCGUCCGGCAGAUCAGACAGAUCAAAGGGCAAGGUACCAGCUCCCUAAUGCUAACAUGCAAAUGCUAACAGUCAUCUUAAUAUCAGCACGUUAUCGCCUUUGGAUUUAGCAAAAAAAGGAGGUAGAUGUAGGAGAACAUGAUUUGGCAUUCGUGAAUCCUUGCUGUAGUAUUAGCUCAGUGCAUGGUUGCAUGGUCAGAGGAUGCCAGUGCCAAACAGGGCUGUAGAGACUAGGUGGUGGGCUCAUGGCCGGGUGGCCUGCCUGGCCUCGGUGUUUGUGUUUGGGGGAAAUUAACACCAGUAGUUGAGUCGUGGUGGUGAUGGCUCAAGGCUGUGGUGCUCCAGGCUCAUCUGUCUGUUUGCACUUGAGUGGCAGGCCCAGCCUGGGUGACGGAUGGGACUGGAGGAGAGCAGGGCGGGAGGGUUAGGGCUGGGACAGGGGAGGGAUUCCAACCCCAUAAAUCACUCCCCCCCCCCCCCCCCCCGCUCAUUUCCCCUUUAUGGCUCUGAAGUGGUUGGAUCGGUGUAAGCCGUAUUAACUCCACCCAGCCUUCUGGUGGGUUAUGUGCAUCUUAUAGUUAUGUAGUCCACUCAGAUCAGUGAAGAGGAAGGGAGGAAGGGAGGAUGGGAGGAAGGAAGGAGGAAGGAAGGAAGUUAUUGGAUUGGAAGCCACCACAGGGCCACAGCUGGCUGCUGCUGCUUCUAGCUUUGUACAGCCAGGUUCCCAUAGUUACAGGAAGUGAAUGAUGAAGGCCAUCCUUCUUUCACUGUGACCUUUUAACCCCCUACCUAUCUCUUGCUCUUUCUUUCACCUAUUCCUUUAAUCCUUAAGUCAUCUCAUUUAGGCAUUAUCUUCCCUUACAUUAGUGUUAGCCUUGAAGCAGCCUUUAAAAUCAGAAGCAUUUUUUUUUUUUCAUUCUCUUCCUUGCAACUGAAUCUAUUCACUCAGAAUGUGUCGGACUCGUAACUAUAUCAUGAUUUAAAAUGGAAUUAUAUUUUUAGAACUGUAAAAACAUUGGUAAUGCUGCCUCCUGGUGGCAGACAGUAACAGUCAUCUUACAGUGACAAAUGGUUGUCUGGAUCACUGGCGUCUCUGUCUUUUAUGCAAAUGUUGGGCUCCAGUAAAACUGUUUUGCAGAUGUAAUGUUUCUCAUUUCUCCUCACAAUUCCACAAUGGAUAUCAUGCUGGUUGUUUACAGAGGGUGUACAUGUGCUGCUAUGUGUUGCAUUAUUACUAGAUUGACCUUAUCUACUGUGAAGUGACUUGGGGUCCUUGUCCCUCUGCAGGGAAGAGCUCGUGCAGCGAUGACGACGUCCAGAAGGCAGAUGUGUCGUCCACCGGUCAGGGGGUCAUUGACAAGGACCAUCUGGGACCGCUGCUGCUACAGGUUAGCCUGAGGAUGGGGGGGGGGUCAAAGGGCAGUGGAAUUAGGUUCACCUCCUUAUGUUGAAUGGGGGACAUACAAGACUGAGCAGCUGGUCACACACAUUUAGUAUAGAUAAUAGAAUUCUGUGUGUCAAUAACUAUCUCCUCUUGUUCCUCCCCCUCUGUCCUCUGGCUCAGGCCCUGGAUGGCUUCCUGUUUGUGGUGAACCGGGAGGGCAGUAUCGUGUUUGUGUCUGACAACGUGACUCAGUUCCUUCAGUACAAACAGGAGGAGCUCAUCAACACCUCCAUCUACAACAUCCUCCAUGAGGACGACCGGGAGGAGCUGCACAAGAACCUGCCCAAGACCAACGGUACGCAGAGACACGUGCGCACACACACAACUGCAGUCACAAUAACACAUAUGCCAUUAGACUUUUAUUUAGUGGCACUGCAGAACGGUAAUCUUCCCAACCUACAGCAUGAAAGCAAUUAUUGUGUCCCCUUGUCUCUUCCAGCACCCAACGGUGGGUCAUGGGGAGGAGAGGCACCGCGUCAGAAGAGCCACACCUUUAACUGUCGUAUGCUGGUGAAGUACGGUCACGGGCAGAACCAUCAGAACCAUGGUCCGUCUGAGGGGCCCAACAGGCAGCACUACGAGACCAUGCAGUGCUUUCGCCCUGACCCAACCCCGUGCCAUGAUGGAGGAGGGAGAAGGUAGGGGUCUAAGGGCAGGAAGUCCUCCUCAGUCAUGUGUCACGGUUAGAUGUGUAAUUUCUAUUUAUGAUGCAGACUUGCUGUGCUCUUCACAUUGAGUUGCUGUAAAUUGAUUAUGGGAAGCCUGAUAUAGGUUCAUUAGAGAAGGAUUGUGUGUGUGUGUUCAGACCUGCAGUCGUGUAUGAUCUGUGUGGCCCGGCGCGUCACUGCAGUGGAGAGGACCGAGCAGUUCAGCACCCGCCAUGAGCUCUCAGGUGAGAUGACUGUAAACACAUUGCAUUCACGUCUUCAUUCUCUAUUCAUAUGCUCUCUCCAUUCAUUCUGAGUAACAUAACACACUCUCAAACUGUUGCGGGAUUGUCGAUUGAUCUGCAAAAAUGUAGGAUUAUACAGUUUAGUUUGACUACAUUAUAACAUUGAGAUACAACAUUUGUUGAUCAAAAUUAAAUAAGAAUAUAAUUGCCAUGUAUGUGACCCCUGCCCUUUGUGUGGUUGUGUUGUCUGAUAGGUCAACUGAUAGAGAUAGAACAACAGAGUUCUCUCCACACCACCAUGCGGCCAGGCUGGGAGGAUCUGGUCAGGCGCUGCAUGCAGAUGUUCCUCCAUCGUACUGAGGGCCAUCCCUGGUCCUACAAACGCCACUACCAUGAGGGUACGCCUCUCUCUGCUAAACUCUCCUCUCUGGCUCCAUGCUCCCUGCUAUAUCACCAUGUCUUCUCGCCAAUGUCUCACGUUGUUACUCUGCUGUAAAUGCACAAGUACAAUGCAUCUCUGCUCCUAACCAAGGCUACUACUAGGUGAUAAGCAUGUUGGUCGGUCAGUCUCAUUUUCUCAGUCUUCAUAGUUUUCUCCCUCUGUCCUCUCCAGCCUUCCUGCAUGGCCGUGCCGAGACGCCAUCUUACCGGUUCUCUCUCUCCGACGGCACCCCGGUCACUGCUCAGACCAGGAGCGAGCUAUGUCGUAGCCACGCUUCCAAUGAGCCACCCACCUUCCUCUCUACCCAUCUGCUACAGAGGUUAGUCUGUCAGCUUGGAGCGCCCAGAGCCAUGGCAUCAUUAUCACCCACUCAGUGUAGGAUUUUACUGUUUUCUUUGCCCAAUCGUAGUAGAUAAGAUUGAACUGAGGUUUUUACUGUAGAUGUAAGUAGAGUUUAGUGUUUAAUCACCAUGUUCCACUCCUGACCCCUCAUUCUCUCUCUCUCUGUCAGGGAGCAGAAUGGCUACCAAACCAACCAGGGGGGAGUGAUGAGGCCCCAGGGCAUGGGCAUCACCAACCCCAAUGCCCAGAUGAACAUGGCUCCUGGAGGGGGCAGGGGUGGCAUGAACAGGGGCUAUGGCAUGGGGGCAGAGCAGGGGCACAUGGGACAGAGAGGCGGCCCCUCGUACACAGGGGGCAACGGGAUGAACUCCAUGAAUCAGAUGAACUCAAUGCAUCAGAUGACUCAAAUGAACCGCUCAAUGCAUCAAAUGAACUCUCAGACGAAUUCAAUGGGUCAACCAAUGAACAACAUGAGUCAGAUGAAUUCCAUGAAUCAAAUCAACUCCAUACGUCCAAUGAACUCUCGGAUGAAUUCCAUGAACCAGAUGAAUUCUAUGAGUCGGAUGAACCAGAUGAAUCAAAUGAACCAGAGGAAUCAGAUGAACCACCCUGGAAUGCAGCAUCCACAGCAUCAGCAACAGCAGGCCCCGUUCCAUGGAGCGGGAUACGGCAUGGGGGGCAUGACCAGCCCCCCCCAGAGCAGUCCAGGGAUUAACGCCCCCCAGCAGAACAUCAUGGGCUCCCCUAGAGUAAGGGGGAGCCCCAAAAUGGGCGCUAGCCCCUUCUCCCCAGGAGGUAUGCACUCUCCCAUGAGCUCGGGUCACCCAGGUGGUCCUGGAGGCGCAGGAGGGAGCACCAGUUUCUCCAGCAGCUCCCUGAGCGCCCUCCAGGCCAUCAGUGAGGGGGUGGGCACCUCUCUAUCCUCAGCCCUCCCCUCGCCCCUCAACUCUCCCCCUGCACACAAGCCUGACAGCUCCCCCAGUGUCAACUCCACCCAGCAGGGACAGAGCCAGGGGCAGUGCCAUGGUGGGCCUUGUAAACCAGGCAGUUCAGACUCCAAGAGCCCGGGCAACUCUCUGGCCAGUGGGGGAGCGCAGCAGCAAACCCCAGACAAGCCAGACAGCCAGGCCAGCAGGGAGGGCCCAGCCGGGGGAGAAGCCAACCGACGGGACCCAGACAACAAGGGGGGCCACAAGAAGCUCCUGCAGCUCCUCACCUCCCCUACGGAGGAGCUAGUGCCCCCUAACCCCCAGGCCGGCCCUGGCACCACCCCCAUGGGCUCUGAGUCCAAAGAGUGCAUAGGGGGUUUGACCGGCCCCUCCGCCACAGGCGUGUCCUCCUCCACGGCUGCAGUGGGACAGCAGGGCCUAGGAGCAGGGGCUGCAGCAGCACACUUUGCCAACCAGUCCCUGCAGGAGAAGCACAAGAUCCUCCAUAAGCUGCUGCAGAAUGGGAACACCCCAGACGAGGUGGCCCGCAUCACAGCCGAGGCCACAGGGAAGGUCACAGAUGGUGGGGGUCCAGAGGCUGGGCCAGUAGAUCCAGGAGAGGGACCAGGGGCGAGGGGGGCUGAGGUGAAGCAUGAACAGCACAGCCCCAAGAAGGAAAAGACCCACGCCCUCCUCCACUACCUCCUCAACAAAGAUGACUCCAAAGGGGCAAGGGGUGAUGUCAAACCAAAGCUGGAAGGCAGGGGAGCCCAGGGAGCAUCCUCAGGGGUCACGACCUCUGAACCCAACCCCAUUGUGGAGCAGGUCAAGACUGAACCACCUGAUGAGGUAGGAAGGGACGUUGUACCUACAGUCAGGGCUCUAAAGUGCAACCAAUUUGAUCACAUAUGCAACAACAUAUUUUGCUGUGCGACCUGGAGUUUUAAUUUUACAUUCAUAAACCAUGUCGCGGGCAGUUCUAACAACCCCGUAACUUUACCAGUAUAUCCAAACAUUUGCGGCCACAAAAAGUAAAGGGAUAGCUUCUUCUGGAGAUCAAUGAUCAUAGCAUUGAAUGAAUGACAGGUGUCUUGCAUGUAGUCAUCAAAAACUUGACGCUCUUAAAGAGACUUGUACAAUUUUCAUUGUAAUGCAUCUCAAUAGGAAAAUAGUGCUUUUACAUAAUGUAGAAACCUAAUAUUCCACACAUGACUUUCUAAUUUCAAUUACCGGUAUUUGUAUCAACAUUUUAGCUUUUUAUAAUAAACCAAUGCACAACGUAAUUCAGAAGUAGCUAGAAUUCAUAUAGGCUGCUGUAUAUCUCAUUUGAUAAAAAAAAAACAUUUUCUGGUGCCCCUACAUUUUAUGUUGUGCUCCUAACUUUUUAAAGUUGUGAGCAUCAGUGUGUAUAAUAAUGUGUGCCCUGCCUACGGUUAAUUACUUUAUAUUAUUUAUUCAGCAAAGAGCAGCUUGUUAACUGAUUCCACUGUUAAUUAACAGUAACGUGUGUUUUUUUUCCCAGUUGGAAACCCUGGAGACAAUUCUCGGAGGCCGCAAGAACUCCAGCUCUGGGUUUAAUCCCGAACCGGACUCCAGAGCAGGAAACGAAGGGGGAAACCAGCAGGGAAAUGGCCCAGACAGUUUGCAUGGUAUACUAGCAUGAGUGGAUUCUAAUUUAAAUUAUGAAUAGAUCAGUCCAGAAGUGCUAAUAUGUUGGCCAUUAAUUGACUGUUAUGCAGCAAACCAGACAUCCUUACUAUACAUAUAAUGUUUGUCGUUGGCCUGUACUGACCCUUCCGCUGUGUGUUCCAGGUGGGGAGAGAGGAGCCAUGCUGCCUGCCCGGCGUGGACCUCUCCAGCGGGCACUGUCAGUGGAUGCUAAACCCCUGGGUGGUGGUGGAUGCCUGGCGGGGAGGAGGAACGUCCCCUGCCCCACGCUCAUCAAACAGGAAAACAUGGAGGCCCCCAUCCGGCCAGGCAUGACCAGCGGCUUCCCUGUACCAGGAGGCAUGGGUGUGUGUCCACCACGGGGCGGUGCUGCCACAAGUAACUACUCCCAGCUGACUGGAACAGUGUAAAGACUACAGUUAGAAGACUAUGUCUAGUUCAUGGAUAAUAACUGCACUGUUUGUGUGUUCCCCUGGAGGAAUGAACAGGGGUAUUGGGAUGCCACAGCGACCUCCCAUGGCAGGGCAAGGUGACUGGGGGAUGCCCAGGUCCAGUGGAAGUCCUGUGGGUGUGCCAGGACACCCCUCAAUGGGCCGGCCAGGGAUGGACUUCAACUCCAAGGGCAUGAUGAGAUGCCCCAUUGUCAACAGGUCCAACAGUUUACCUGGCAGCACCAGGUCUAUGCUGCAGCAGCAACUCAUAGAAAUGGGUAUGUACUGAAGUGUGUCUGUGUGAAUAUUACCAACUAUAUGUGUGUUUGAUUGGUUCAUGCUGAAUUCUACUGCCUCUAUAGGUUCCAGUGAGGUGAAUAUGGGGAUGAGUCCCUUCAGUGGGCAGGGUCCUCCACCUCAGUCCCCCUCCUGGCCUGACAGUGCAAUGGGAAUGGACGGACCACCCAUUAACACAAAUAGGUGAAUAACCAUCUUCAUCUCACACACACACACACUCUCAUCUGUUCGCUCUGUCUCCUAUUAACCCACACAUCAUUAACACGUAGUGUGAAGUACGUUGGCUCCUCUUUAUACAACUAGUGCCUGCACUGAUCCCCCCCCCCCCCUCCCCUUGUUGUGUACCAGGCGUCAGUUUGGGAACCCCCUGGAUGAGCUCCUGGUGCCGCCCUCCACCAGCCAGGGGCAGAGUGAUGAGCUGGCGCUGCUGGACCAGCUGGACUCUCUGCUCAACAACACUGACGUCAUCGCCCUUGAGGAGAUUGACCGGGCCCUGGGCAUCCCCGACCUCGUAGGACAGGUACCUUAUGAGGACAUUCGGAUAACAUGGAGCGUCCUCUAUUUACGGCCCCUAUAAACCAUGUGACAAGAACUACACUGUUAUAUUGACUAUGUCUGACCUCUCUCCCACACAGAGUCCUGGUCGAGAGCAGCAGCCACAGCCAGGUCCGGGGCAGAGGUCCCCAUCAGAGCCCUUCCCUGGCCCAGGACCAGACAGCUCCAUGGAGAUGGAGCAGAAGCCCAUGUAUGUCCAGGGGUAUCCAGGACCCCCCUCCAUGGGCAUGCAGUCAGCCUAUGGGGCCAACCCCAUGCAGGGCCAGUCCUCUGCUGGCUUCAACCCCAUGAACCAGAUGGGGGGUCAGGUAGGCUCAGGGGGCUUCCCUGGCAUUGGGGGCAUGGGUCACCCCCGCGCCACCAUGAUGAGACCCCGCAUGAUGAGCGCCACCAAGCCCCUCAGACUGCAGCUACAGCAGAGACUACAGGGCCAGCAGGUAUUAGCAUGACACACAUGACUUCGAAGUUGCAGAAGAGGCUAUAUUUGAUUGUGAUAGAUAGGUCUAGAUAUAGAAGCACAUAUAAAAGCAGGCAGGUGGGUGACCUACAGUGGGGGAAAAAAGUAUUUAGUCAGCCACCAAUUGUGCAAGUUCUCCCACUUAAAAAGAUGAGAGAGGCCUGUAAUUUUCAUCAUAGGUACACGUCAACUAUGACAGACAAAUUGAGGAAAAAAAAUCCAGAAAAUCACAUUGUAGGAUUUUUAAUGAAUUUAUUUGCAAAUUAUGGUGGAAAAUAAGUAUUUGGUAACCUACAAACAAGCAAGAUUUCUGUCUCUCACAGACCUGUAACUUCUUCUUUAAGAGGCUCCUCUGUCCUCCACUCGUUACCUGUAUUAAUGGCACCUGUUUGAACUUGUUAUCAGUAUAAAAGACACCUGUCCACAACCUCAGUCACACUCCAAACUCCGCUAUGGCCAAGACCAAAGAGCUGUCAAAGGACACCAGAAACAAAAUUGUAGACCUGCACCAGGCUGGGAAGACUGAAUCUGCAAUAGGUAAGCAGCUUGGUUUGAAGAAAUCAACUGUGGGAGCAAUUAUUAGGAAAUGGAAGACAUACAAGACCACUGAUAAUUUCCCUCGAUCUGGGGCUCCACGCAAGAUCUCACCCCGUGGGGUCAAAAUGAUCACAAGAACGGUGAGCAAAAAUCCCAGAACCACACGGGGGGAUCUAGUGAAUGACCUGCAGAGAGCUGGGACCAAAGUAACAAAGGCUACCAUCAGUAACACACUAUGCCGCCAGGGACUCAAAUCCUGCAGUGCCAGACGUGUCCCCCUGCUUAAGCCAGUACAUGUCCAGGCCCGUCUGAAGUUUGCUAGAGUGCAUUUGGAUGAUCCAGAAGAGGAUUUGGAGAAUGUCAUAUGGUCAGAUGAAACCAAAAUAGAACUUUUUGGUAAAAACUCAACUCGUCAUGUUUGGAGGACAAAGAAUGCUGAGUUGCAUCCAAAGAACACCAUACCUACUGUGAAGCAUGGGGGUGGAAACAUCAUGCUUUGGGGCUGUUUUUCUGCAAAGGGACCAGGACGACUGAUCCGUGUAAAGGAAAGAAUGAAUGGGGCCAUGUAUCGUGAGAUUUUGAGUGAAAACCUCCUUCCAUCAGCAAGGGCAUUGAAGAUGAAACGUGGCUGGGUCUUUCAACAUGACAAUGAUCCCAAACACACCACCCGGGCAACGAAGGAGUGGCUUCGUAAGAAGCAUUUCAAGGUCCUGGAGUGGCCUAGCCAGUCUCCAGAUCUCAACCCCAUAGAAAAUCUUUGGAGGGAGUUGAAAGUCCGUGUUGCCCAGCGACAGCCCCAAAACAUCACUGCUCUAGAGGAGAUCUGCAUGGAGGAAUGGGCCAAAAUACCAGCAACAGUGUGUGUAAAUGUUUGACCUGUGUCAUUGCCAACAAAGGGUAUAUAACAAAGUAUUGAGAAACUUUUGUUAUUGACCAAAUACUUAUUUUCCACCAUAAUUUGCAAAUAAAUUCAUAACAAAUCCUACAAUGUGAUUUUCUGGAUUUUUUUUUCUCAUUUUGUCUGUCAUAGUUGACGUGUACCUAUGAUGAAAAUUACAGGCCUCUCUCAUCUUUUUAAGUGGGAGAACUUGCACAAUUGGUGGCUGACUAAAUACUUUUUUCCCCCACUGUAUAUGGAUGGCAAAUGUGAGUAACUUUGUUCUCUCCCGCUGUAGUUCAUGAACCAGACCCGUCAGGGCAUGGGCAUCAAGAUGGAGAAUGCCCCUACAGGAAACCCUGCGAUACGGCCCGGGAUGGAGCCCGGCAUGGACGGUCAGGUACACCCCUUCCACAUCAUGCUCCAUUAAAUCAACAUCUGGUAGGGUAGACCACCUCACACACACUGAUGAAACCCAUGCUGUUGCCAUGCAGUACUUGCAGUCAUAUCAGUGUUUUCCCCUGUCUGCUUGGUCAGCCUGGCUUCCUGAAUGCUCAGAUGAUGGCUCAGCGCAGCAGAGAGAUGAUGACCCUACAGAUGAGGAGACAGAGGAUGAUGAUGAUAAUGCAGCAGCAACAACAGCAGCAGCAACAGGCUGCAGCAGGAGGCUUCAGCCCCCCACCUAACGUAACGGCCCCUGCAGGCAUGGACAACCCCAUGGCAGGACCCCCCAUGAACCAGCCAGGGCAGCAGCAGUUCACCUACGGCGGAAACUAUGGUGAGCUAUCUGACCUAAAUUCAUAUCCAUUUAUUUACUAGCCUUGAUGAGUCUCCUCCAUUGACUAUUCUCUAAAAUAGAAGGCUCUGUACUCCCAACUCUUUCCCCCAUUCAUACCCUUCUGACCAGGAGUUUUUCCAUCCAUGGGGGUUGUAACGUAAACUGUCUUCCUCUCUUUCUAACUGUUAUUUCUAACACAGAAUUUACAAUGCAGACAUGAAAUGAUAAGACUUGUGGCUGUGCCUAUAGGAAUGAACCAGCAAGGAGACCCCUCGUUUGUAGGCACAGGCAGCAGCCUGCCCAGCAACAUGAUGCCAGGUCGCAUGGGAGGACCUCAGAAUCCCAUGAUGCAACAACAGCCCCAAGGCAGCCCCAUGUACCAGUCAGCAGACAUGAAAGGCUGGCCACAGGGUGGCAUGGCACGGAACAAGUAUGUCUGAUACACUGAUAUAAUGGCAAAAAACACACUCCAUUACUUCCUGUUCUAUCUCCAUCUACUUUGUUCUUUAUACUUCUCUGUAUUUCUCUGUCUUUCAGCUCAUACCCCCAGCAGCAGUUCACCCAGCAGGGGAACCCAGGCCAGUUUGGGGGGCCCAUGAUGAUGAACGGCUCCAUGGGCGGGCCAGGCCCAGUCAGUGGUGCUGCUGGAGCACAGAUGGGCCAGAUGCAGGGGCAAAUGUCUGGACAAAUGCAGGGGCAAAUGUCUGGACAAAUGUCUGGGCAAAUGUCUGGACAAAUGUCUGGGCAAAUGCAGGGGCAAAUGGCUGGGCAAAUGCAGGGGCAGAUGGGCAUGAACUCCAUGGGAUUGGGCCGAAUGCCAAUGGGACCUGAACAGGUAAAUAGUUUGUCAUUUGUCAGUAAAUCAAGAUAGUUAUAAAAUGUCAUAACUUCCCAGUAGUUAUUUGAUAGCUCAGGCUGAACUGUGUGAAUUUAUUGUAACAUUAGCCUACAUUUUGUGUCAUUUACAGAAAUAUUGCUGAAAAUGUAUGUAAUCAAUAAGAGCCUUCAUCCGGAAGGCAGCAGAGACUGCAGUGCCCCAGCAGAGACUGAGAGCCUGGCCAGGGGCCACCAGACACAGCUCCAAGAUCUGCUCCCGCCACUGUUCUCAGCCCUGUGUGUAGAGAGACUCGUAAGAAGCCACAGUGAGACUGAGUGACAGAAAUAAAGACACCUAAUGCAGCCUCUCACUGUAGGCUUGCCUCUCUCUGGAGGACUGUGUGAGUGACUUAGUUCAAGAAAACGCCCUGCUUUCUCUUCCUGUAACCUGUGGGAGUGUGAUCGGCGUUAACCUGUGGGAAUGUGAUCGGCGUACUGCCUUCUACACCAGAGGAGGCCUCAUCGUGUGUGUGUGUGUAAGGGGUGUAUUCAGUAGUCGGAUUCCAUUGCGAAACAUUUUGCAACAGAAACCGUUUACAUUUUACUCUUGGAACCAAAGGGAACAGUACUGGGAGGGACCUACCUGAAUUUGUCCAAUAGAAACUCUUGUUUUUGUUGCAAAAGGUUUUUCGUUUGGAGUAAACGGUUUCCAUUUCGAAGCGUUUUGCAAUGGAAACCGACUAAUGAAUAACACCCCUUGACCACUGGAGCUAGCUGUCAUACAGUAUACAGUAUCAACACUGGGAAACAGAAUCUAUUUGGAAACAGGAUGGGAUACGGUACAACUAGCUAUGGCUGCACUUUACCAGAAGGCUUCUAUGUAAAAGGUUUGUUGCAAUAUUUCUUAGUCAUUAUAGCCUUACCAGAGAUUCAAUGCAUUCACAGCAUUGGUUUUCUUUUCCUUUUAUCCUUUGGAUGUGCCUCAUUUUGUUUUUAAAUCAUCAGGAGCUG